Molecule: messenger RNA, 1378 nt
Organism: Daldinia loculata
Lineage: Eukaryota; Fungi; Ascomycota; Sordariomycetes; Xylariales; Hypoxylaceae
Product: CI-B8 domain-containing protein
Exons: 3
Coding region: 117-758 (213 amino acids)
Cellular component (GO): mitochondrion
Molecular function (GO): structural constituent of ribosome
Source: RefSeq, a predicted model, not a curated record
AAAAUUUCAAUGCGCCCACUGCGAAACACCAAAAGUUUAUACCACUUCGACCUUGCGCCGGCCGAAUUGAAAACUUGAUAGCGAGCUGAGCAAAGCUUGCAGGACGGUUAAUCAAGAUGGUGAACCCGGGAAAGCGGAUGCACAUACUGCAAGCCCUACUGGCAUUACGGCAUGGCCCGGGAGCAGCGAUAUUACCACCCGAGAUCACGCGGAUACAUAUGGACUUCGCAUUGAAGUGGAAUGACGGACACAUGGGACCGAGGAAAUUCUGGAAGACCUGUCUCCCACGUCUAAAAUUCUGGAACCCUGCGAUACCUAUGCUCGUAAACCGAACGCCAGAUCAAUCAGCCCCGGCCAAGAUGUCCAUCUACUUCCGACAAGCCUCGCUGGACUCCGAUACCCCUUCCGCUCUAACCACCAAGCUUAGCGAGCUGCCGCUAGCACGACAACCGCACUCGAGCACGUCGAACGAACACCCAGCACCCGAGCCCGAGGAAGGUGAGCGUGUCGUGACGAUAGACAUGAAAAACGUGCACUCGGACGAGAUCCUCAACGAAUUCAUGACCAAGACGGGCGCUACUCUCGUCCACCCGACACCCGACGAGCAGGUCGAGAUGCGGCAAAUCGAGGAACUUAAGGAGAAAGCUGCCAUCGACCGAUCAAUCAUGAAGAAGCACAUCGACGAUAUUAAGCGCGAGGAGCGCAUACUGGCUAUAGCUCGCCAAGAAGCCGAUGCUAUCAAGAUGGCCAACGAGUAAAGAUAACCGGGGACCACUAAUUUCUCUCUCUCCCCCUGUCGUCUUCCCUAUCUAUUUUAGGCCGGAUAAAAAUUUUUCUGCCCCAAUAAAAGAGGUGGCCGAUAUGUAUAAAAGCUAGCCGAGAGCAAGCUACAACAACAACAACAAACCUUUCGAGAGAACCUCCUUUUAUGUUCGACUCGUCGCUCUACCUGUACCAAGACGUGUAUCAUACGCAGACGAUGCUGGGCGCAUAAAAACGCAGGGGAUAUAUAUGUAUAUCGAGAAAGGAAGUAUAUACCGCGCCUCUGCAAGAAGGCGGCGUCCAUGAUGGGAUGUCUACCUUACCUAUCAGGUACUCAAUGAAUAAAAAUAACAAUCAGAAGACAUGCAUGGUCUUUUUCUCUCUCCUCUACUUCCCUUCCUAUACCCCAGUUUUCACUUAUACAAACUCCUUGCAUACACUCUGAGAUAUCUGCCCUGAUCCCCAUGGCUUAUCUCAAUUUUGCGUCAAGGAAGAUCGAUCAUGACCACAUCCUAUUCCCCGUGACCUCCUUUGCCCUAAAGGUACAUGGUUUAUCUUGUUGGCCUACACUUCAUUUUACUAGAGAUCUGGAAUUGCUUGAAAGUAUAGUGUACCA